Messenger RNA from Juglans regia (Persian walnut), 1363 nucleotides. RefSeq names its product glycerol-3-phosphate acyltransferase 9. Gene Ontology annotation, cellular component: endoplasmic reticulum. Gene Ontology annotation, molecular function: glycerol-3-phosphate O-acyltransferase activity. Bases 83 to 1207 code for a protein of 374 amino acids. The record is from RefSeq and is a predicted model, not a curated record. Gene Ontology annotation, biological process: triglyceride biosynthetic process. The transcript has 12 exons. Lineage: Eukaryota; Viridiplantae; Streptophyta; Magnoliopsida; Fagales; Juglandaceae.
AAACAAACAGAAGGACCAACGUAGCGUGAAAUCGGCGCCACUGUAAAGCUGAGCACGGACGCGCAGAGAGAGAGAGAGAGAGAUGAGUGGUAGCGAGAAGCUAACCUCGUCAAGCUCCGAAUUGGACUUGGAUCGGCCCAAUAUCGAGGACUACCUCCCUUCAUCCUCCAUUCAAGAGCCUCGCGGCAAGCUCCGUCUGCGUGAUUUGCUCGACAUUUCUCCUACCCUAACAGAGGCUGCUGGUGCCAUCGUCGAUGACUCAUUCACGCGAUGUUUCAAAUCGAAUCCACCCGAACCAUGGAACUGGAAUGUGUAUUUGUUUCCGCUAUGGUGUUGCGGGGUCGUAGUUCGAUAUUUGAUUCUAUUUCCUUCCAGGGUUAUAGUAUUGACACUGGGGUGGAUAAUUUUCCUCUCUUCUUUUAUUCCGGUGCAUAUUCUGCUGAAAGGGCAAGACGAGUUGAGGAAAAAGCUCGAGAGGUAUUUGGUGGAGUUAAUGUGCAGUUUCUUUGUUGCGUCAUGGACUGGUGUUGUAAAAUACCACGGACCACGACCCAGUAGGCGGCCUAAGCAGGUUUUUGUGGCCAAUCAUACUUCCAUGAUUGAUUUCAUCAUCUUAGAGCAGAUGACUGCUUUUGCUGUUAUCAUGCAGAAGCAUCCUGGAUGGGUUGGACUCUUGCAAAGCACCAUAUUAGAGAGCGUAGGAUGUAUCUGGUUCAACCGUUCAGAGGCAAAGGAUCGCGAAAUUGUAGCAAGGAAGUUGCGGGAACACAUCCAAGGGAUUGACAACAACCCUCUUCUCAUAUUUCCAGAGGGAACUUGUGUAAAUAAUCAUUACACGGUUAUGUUCAAGAAGGGUGCAUUUGAGCUUGGUUGCACUGUUUGCCCAAUUGCAAUUAAGUACAACAAAAUAUUUGUUGAUGCUUUUUGGAAUAGCCGGAAGCAGUCCUUUACAACACAUCUGCUGCAGCUCAUGACAUCCUGGGCUGUUGUUUGUGAUGUUUGGUACUUGGAGCCCCAAACUCUGAAAGCCGGAGAGACGCCCAUCGAGUUUGCAGAGAGGGUUAGGGACAUAAUAUCUGUUAGAGCUGGUCUCAAAAAGGUUCCGUGGGAUGGAUAUCUAAAGUAUUCACGCCCUAGUCCUAAACAUAGAGAACAGAAGCAACAGAGCUUUGCCGAGUCAAUGCUGCGGCGCUUGCAGGAGAGGUGAUAUGUAUAUGUAUUUUCUUUAAAUAUUUUCGUGUACCCGUUUUGAAAUCUGCAGUUGAUUUCCUAUAAACUAGUUGGACCCAACAAGUGAGGACCUCUAGAGUUUAAACUGAUCAAUAAACAAGCAAAAUAAUAUCAAGUUUUUCGAUUUUGUUUA